GUGGUGACUCUGGUGGCCGCGUUUGCGCCCUGGCCAUGAGGAUCCGGAUGGCCGUGAGGUGGACCUGGGCAGGCAAAAGCUGCCUGUUGCUGGCGCUUUUAACAGUGGCCUAUAUCUUAGUGGAACUCUCGGUCUCCACUUUGCAUGCCUCUCCAGCAGCCGACCUUGCCAGGGAGCGGGGGCCAAAACAGCUUUCAGACCCCUGGGAAAAGGCAGAGGAUUUGUCUCGUCCGCUCUACAAGAAGCCCCCAGCCGACUCCCAUGCACUUGGGGAGUGGGGAAAAGCCAGCAAACUCCAGCUCAGCGAGGGUGAAUUGAAGCAGCAAGAGGAACUUAUUGAGAGAUAUGCCAUUAAUAUUUAUCUCAGUGACAGGAUUUCCCUGCAUCGCCACAUAGAAGAUAAGAGAAUGUAUGAAUGUAAAUCCAAGAAGUUUAAUUAUAGGAGACUUCCCACCACCUCUGUUAUCAUUGCUUUCUAUAAUGAAGCCUGGUCGACUUUGCUCCGCACCAUCCACAGUGUUUUAGAAACUUCUCCUGCGGUCCUUUUGAAGGAAAUCAUCUUAGUGGAUGACUUGAGUGACAGAGUUUAUUUGAAGACACAGCUUGAAACUUACAUCAGCACUCUUAAUAGAGUGCGCUUGAUUAGAACAAAUAAGCGGGAAGGGCUGGUUAGAGCCCGCCUGAUUGGGGCCACUUUUGCCACUGGGGAUGUCCUCACUUUCCUGGAUUGUCACUGUGAGUGUAAUUCUGGUUGGUUAGAACCACUUUUGGAAAGAAUUGGUAACGAUGAGACGGCAAUUGUUUGUCCUGUUAUAGACACCAUUGAUUGGAAUACUUUUGAAUUCUAUAUGCAGACCGGGGAGCCCAUGAUUGGUGGAUUUGACUGGCGCUUAACCUUCCAGUGGCAUUCUGUCCCCAAACAUGAAAGGGACAGACGGAAAUCGAGAAUUGACCCAAUCAGAUCACCCACCAUGGCUGGAGGACUGUUUGCUGUCAGCAAGAAAUAUUUUCAGUACCUUGGAACAUAUGACACUGGAAUGGAAGUGUGGGGAGGUGAAAACCUUGAGCUGUCUUUUAGGGUGUGGCAGUGUGGUGGUAAAUUGGAGAUCCACCCGUGUUCCCAUGUGGGCCAUGUAUUCCCCAAGCGGGCGCCAUAUGCUAGACCCAAUUUCCUACAGAAUACUGCUCGGGCAGCGGAAGUGUGGAUGGACGAGUACAAAGAGCAUUUCUACAAUCGAAACCCUCCAGCAAGGAAAGAAGCUUAUGGUGAUAUUUCUGAAAGAAAAUUACUACGAGAACGGCUGAAGUGCCAGAGUUUUGACUGGUAUUUGAAAAAUGUGUUUUCUAAUUUACACGUUCCAGAGGAUAGGCCAGGUUGGCAUGGAGCUGUUCGCAGUAUGGGAAUCUCUUCUGAAUGUUUAGAUUAUAAUUCUCCUGACAACAACCCCACAGGUGCUAACCUUUCCUUGUUUGGAUGCCAUGGUCAAGGAGGCAAUCAAUUCUUUGAAUAUACCUCAAGCAAAGAAAUAAGGUUUAACUCUGUGACAGAAUUAUGUGCAGAGGUUCCUGAGCAAAAAAAUUAUGUAGGAAUGCAAAAUUGUCCAAAAGAUGGGUUCCCUAUUCCAGCAAACAUUAUUUGGCAUUUUAAGGAAGAUGGAACCAUUUUUCAUCCACACUCGGGGCUGUGUCUUAGUGCUUUCCGGACACCUGAGGGUCGACCUGAUGUUCAAAUGAGAACUUGUGAUGCUCUAGAUAAAAAUCAAAUCUGGAAGUUUGAGAAAUAGA
This is a messenger RNA of Neomonachus schauinslandi (Hawaiian monk seal), 1785 nucleotides long. Its product is annotated as polypeptide N-acetylgalactosaminyltransferase 4. The record is from RefSeq and is a predicted model, not a curated record. Bases 36 to 1784 code for a protein of 582 amino acids. Gene Ontology annotation, cellular component: Golgi apparatus. NCBI's taxonomy places the organism in Eukaryota, Metazoa, Chordata, Mammalia, Carnivora, Phocidae. The transcript has a single exon.